Pseudo-nitzschia multistriata is the source of this 2571-nucleotide messenger RNA. Lineage: Eukaryota; Bacillariophyta; Bacillariophyceae; Bacillariales; Bacillariaceae. The record is from the annotation of a GenBank genome assembly.
ACGGGAAUGACCCAUUAUGUUGUACCCGCACUGUACCGACAUACGAGUAAUAUGUACAGAAGGCAUUGCAAUACGUCAAGGUACCGGUACGAGUACUACAAGGAGAUACCUGUAGUAGCAUUUUUAUUGCGAAUGGUUUCAAUUCCGAACGCAACGGUACGAGUACCGUACCUCGUACCGGUACCGGUAGGGUGAAGACAGAAAUAAUCUUGAAAAAUAUUCUGCAACACGCAACUUCACAGUAGAUUUUGGCAUGAAGUACUUCUUACCCUUGUGGCUUCGAGGACUAUAACAACAACAAUUUCGUGUUGACUCAGAUAACAAUAACAAUAAUAUGCAAGCAAUGAUGCCUUCACAACAUCAAAGAGAUCUCUCGGUACGGGACCAGGAAAUUGCUCGGCUGCAAAAUCAGGUAAACGCUCUUUCCAAUCAGCUGGAAUCGGCGAUGCAACAGCAGCAGCAAUUGAGGCGCUAUCCACAACAAAGCAGCGACCGGRACAGUAGAAAGAAGAGCCACAAACGAACAAACAAAAUGUCACCCCAUGCGGUCCAUAUCCAGCACGUCGAUGGUGGAAAAUYGGGGRGUAACGUGAUACGUACCGGACGCCAACGAAUGGGCCGAAACGCUAGCUUCUACACGCAGCGAGUCAUGGCUUCGCUGACCAUGCCGGAAGGGGAGAAGUAUGCAAGCAAUCCCAUUAUCAUGCGCAUCAUGAACAUGUUUGAGCGUCCGAAUGAAAACGUGGAGUAUCUCAGAGGCAAGCUUUUUGCUACUGAUUUGUUCAAGCUSUGCCAGAAGGUUAGGCAGAUUCUAGAACGAGAACCCCGAGUCGUCUACUUGCAGAGUCCAUGUUACAUUUUUGGGGACAUACACGGUAAUCUAGAGGAUCUCCAUUUCUUCUCGGACAACAUUUGGAGACUAGGUAUGAACCUCACCGCCGGAAACUUUUUGUUUCUGGGCGAUUACGUGGAUCGGGGCAUGAACUGUCUAGCGGUAGUUGCCUAUCUGCUGGCGAUGAAACUUCAAAACCCACAAAAGGUCUUUCUGCUUCGGGGCAACCACGAAACACGUGAUGUUAACGGAUGGGAGGAGCACUACGGCGAACGAUCCUUCAUCUGGCAAUGCCAGGACCGCUUCGAYCGCUUCGGGGGCGACAUUGGCUACCGAAUCUGGGAGGCAUGCAACCAGGUCUUUGAUCGGUUGCCACUGGCUGCGGUUGUCGACCAGGAUAUUUUUUGUGUUCACGGGGGCAUCCCACGGCCUGUGUGUAUGGGGAAUCCCCGCUUGCGGGGCGCGAGUACCACACGCAUCCAGGACAUUCUCAACGUCCCGAAGGUCGCCGGAAUUAAUCCACCCUAUGAACACGAGGACGAUGUCUACCAGCAGGUUGCGUCGGAUUGCAUCUGGAGYGAUCCGGCCUCGGAAGAACAGGAACGCAUAAGCGUCGACCCACACACCGGCUACGGAGAAUCCCUGCGAGGGGGCGGAGCCAUUUGCUUUGGCAACAAGGCCGUGACAGACUUUYUGCAGGAGCAAGGCUUUUCGUACAUCAUGCGGGCCCACGAGGCGCACGCCGAGGGCGUCGCAGUCAGCAAGGGAGCACGAGUGUUCACGGUCUUUUCGACCAGUAAAGACCACAACCAGGGAUCGCAGGCUCUAGCGGGAUGCAUCCUAGUCGACGACGACAGGCUGCAGGUGAUAAACAGGAGCCCGGCCUACAAGAACCAAUAUGUCCAUCGCCGCGAUUCUCUUAGUUUGCAAACCCUGAGCCACCUGGAAAUCGCCAAACGGAUCAAGCUAGGGUUGGUGACGCCCGAUGAUACCGCCGAUUACGAACAAUCCGACGACGAAAGCUGGGACGAUCAGGCAGCCGAGGAACAAAACCCCGGCGUUGCGAGCACGGGCGGAAGCGACGACGAUUCGAUAGGGCUUCCUGUGGACGAUCCAUACGGUUAUAGGGAGCUGCUUGGACAGCAAGGGAAGACCCAGCAGGAACAACAGUAUACUUUUGCCCAGGGCCGGCGCUCCUCGAUCGAUCUGUCGCAGAUGAGCACCAACCUUCACGACUCGCAAUMCGAAAUCAACAUGGAGCUUAGUGCUUCUUCGAUCCGGAUGGGAAGUUCAUCGCGCAGCCUCCAAGAAUCCUUGCGAAGCAACAACGACAUCAUUCACCAAGCCGUCGCAGAGGGUGAAGACAACAAUGAAGACGAAGACUCUACCGUGAACGGCGAUGAUCUGGACGCCGAUGCCGACGUUUCCAUGGAAAACUAGAGAAACAAAAAUGUCACAACACUUUUAUGCCGGUCAUACUUGAACCAAAAAUCUAGCAGGUAUCUGCACAAACAUAAAUGGAAGGACCCAAUCAACGGAUAACAAAAUCAAUUUUUCUUUUGUUGGUUACCGAGAAAGCUAUGUGUAGUGACAAACACGAAUGGAUAAGAGACGCUUGGUACCAUGUGCAUUCAGCGCAAUUAUUGUACUAAACAUAUUUGACUCUAUCACACCAUUGACUAAUCACAAAUAUUUCAUUUUCAUUCUAACAUGAUAGUCAAUAAUCACAUAUAUGUAAC